Messenger RNA from Ahaetulla prasina, 5287 nucleotides. RefSeq names its product scaffold protein involved in DNA repair (gene SPIDR). Bases 593 to 2992 code for a protein of 799 amino acids. Gene Ontology annotation, cellular component: nucleoplasm; nuclear chromosome. Gene Ontology annotation, biological process: double-strand break repair via homologous recombination; regulation of establishment of protein localization to chromosome. Lineage: Eukaryota; Metazoa; Chordata; Lepidosauria; Squamata; Colubridae. The record is from RefSeq and is a predicted model, not a curated record. The transcript is spliced from 21 exons.
ACGGCUAAUGAGCGCCGUAGAGAAUGAGAAGGAUAGAAAGUCACGCUUGCCUUAGAAAUACGAAUAUUAAGCUCUGGAUGGCUGUAAUGUAAACCCCGCCUGAGUUUUUCAGGGGCUAUGGAAUUUUAUACUUCAGUUUAGCGUAUAUAACGAUAAGAAAACAACAUUGUUAGAAAGGAAACGAACAUGCUACAUAGAACAUGCCUGUUUUCCUGACGAGACGCCUAGAGAGGAAGAGAAGAAAAAUUCUCAUGCACCAGUGGCUGCUGCUUCUAUUUCAGAUGCCUGGCAUCACUGUGGUGAUGGAUUUCAGAUUUCAUCUUCAUUGGAGCUUCCCAAACUCUUAUAGUAGCUGUUUUUUGCAUCUACUUCACUUUGUUCAUGUCCAUUUUCAAGUAGACUCCCAAAUCAGGCUAAAGAAUCUUUAAGAAAACCAGUUAGCGCUAAAAAGUCUUUUGCAUCAUUGCUUAGCUCAAGUGAAGAAAUCUCUAAAACUGAGAAUCUUUGUGAAUUUACUGACAUUAUAUGGAGUUCCAGUGGUAGUGAUUUUUCAGAUGAGGAAAAUGACAUUGCCGCCUCAGAUUUUCUUUAUAUGAAAAUGAAGAAAUAUAGAAAGUAUGCCUUGAUCUCCAAGGAAGUAUGUAAUAAAGAACCUGAAUUCAUUGAGUGGAAGAAUGAUAGUGAUUAUGAGCAUGAUGAACAAUGUAGUGAAUCAGAAGGUAAUGAAGCUCCUUUGGAUAUAUUGGACACAGAUUCGUGCCCAAACAGCACUUUCAAAGCGGAUGGAGAGAAGGAAGAUGAACCCUCAAAGAUUUCAGAAUAUCCAUCAGAUGAUGACAAUUUUGAAGGAAGCAAUGUAGAAACAGAAGCUACUAAUUCAGAGUUUCCUAAAAAGUUCCAGUUCUGUUUUGGAGUAGGGUUUGAAACAGACACAGGAAGAUCGGCCACUGACUGGCUAAAAUCUGUUCAGACCCUUCUACAAACUCCUAAGAAAAAAAUAGAAAAAAGUUUGAAGACUCCAGAAGAUUCUGCAAAAAAAAGAAAAUUGCUGAGGGGAGGGCUAGCAGAAAGAUUGAAUACACUUCAAAACAGAAAGAGAUCCGCAGUAAACUUUUGGAGGCAUCAAUGUACCUCUCACCAUGAAACACCAUCAGGUGGCAAACCUGGUGUAUUAAUUGUGAAGAUCUUAGAAAUGCAUGAAGAAUGUACUCUUUGCAUAGCUAUCUGUCAUCAACUGGGACAAAUUUGUGCUGAUGGUUCUAUCAUAAAAGAAAUAGUUGAAAUUCAGCCAAGACUUAAAGUUCUUUUUGCAAAAGAAACAACAGCUCAUUUGAAGGCAGUACCACAGGACGUCAUAUAUAUUCAUCCUCCUUGGCAAAAACUCUUUCUGCGGAAUGAAAAUAUUCCAGUUAUCCUGAAUACAUAUUUCAGUCAAAAGAUCACUCUUAAAGAAUCAACAGAUAUAUCUACUGAUAUGGACAAGCCCCUCUUGCAUGAGCCAAUGCUUGCUAAAAGGAAUGUAUCUUUAGCCUGGGUAUUUAAUUUAUCUGAUAUAAAAGACAAUUGCUCUUUAACACAUGCAAAUCAGGUAUCGGUUAUUUCCUUGAAUGAUUCUCUUCUUGAUGUUGUGGAGAUGCAAGGGACAACUGAAAGCACUGCAAUCCAAGUCCAAGUAGUUAUUCAGAGAGUCUAUUAUUUGGUUAUUGAAGAUGGUUUCAGAUGUCAUCGUCAGGGAAGUAAUCCUCCUCAGAACAUGGCACCAUUUUUAAAAUCAGACCUUCAGAAUUUAAGGUUGUGUCUGCUGGUUCAGGACACCUAUGGAAUAUUUAGUGAAAUACAGCUUCCAGUUCUAUGUUCCUCUUCACAACUGAUAGAACAAUAUAGAAAAAAAUGGGAAGGCAAGUGCUGUCUUGUUUCUAGACUGAAAAUUUUGCGAAGAGUCACCAGGGGAAGAACUCUAGGACUUUUUAGUCUGAUUGACAGUCUAUGGCCACCAUUAUUACCUCUUCAAGUUCCGGACAAGAGACAAGGAAAUAAAGCACACCUUACUGCAAACCAGAUUCCUCCAAGUUUCUGUUACAUUCUUGCUGCUUCUGCUGAUUACAUUGAUGCAGAUGAAAGAGAACAAUUGUCAAAUUUAUAUUUUCCCCCAGCUGUUCAUAGUCUCGAGGAAAUUUACCAGAUGGGUGAUUUACCUCAGCGUUGCAGUUUUGGGGCAUAUGUUAUAUAUCGAAGACUGCAGGAAAUGGCCAGCACUUCCCCAGACCAAAGGCAAUUUUGGCUAUUUGUCACUGAUUUCUCACUGCAAAGAGAGUCUGAGAACAAUUCUGGAACCCCCAAAACGCUACCUGUCUCAGUUUCUUCAUCAUGUGUGAUUGAUGUGGAAGUAAUGGAAGCAUUCAAGAGCUCAUCCCCUUGUAUUGUUUUCUUCAAGGAUGCUAUGUGUAGAAAUGGUAAGAUUAUUUGCAUUGAACGUACAGUUCUCUUGCUACAAAAGCCCCUUUUGUGUAGGACUGCUGGUGCUGACAUCACUGAACUGACUGGUCCUGUCAAACUAGAUUAUCUGGAUUCUACUACUCAAAUUAAUUCUAUUUGUACUGUAAGAGGUACUGUAGUUGGGAUUAAUGAGAGAACUGCUUUCUCUUGGCCUAUAUGUAACAGAUGUGGCAAUGAAAAAAUAGAUCAGGAUCCACAAAACAAAGGGUUACUCUAUUGCAGCCAUUGCUGUGAAGUUGUAACUUCACCAGUUAUCAAGAUGCAUCUGGAAGUCUUUCUGAAUUGCCAAUCUCAAUCAAAUUCCACAAUAAAAAUCAAGCUAUUACAGAAGUCUAUUUCUUCACUUCUAGAAUCGGCAACCAUGGAUGAUGGGAGUUAUGAAGUAACGAGUGUGCUGAGGAAAGAGGUGGGGUUUUUGAAUUGUUAUGUCCAAUCUAUAACCAGCCACCCAUCUAGUUGUAUUGGAUUGGAAGAAAUUGUUCUCUCGGAGGCCUGAAAGAACUGAAGGGAAUAUUGUCUGCUUCUGUCUGUGAUUUUUCUAACAUAUUUGUAAUUGUUCUCAGCUCUUCUAUGCUGCUUUUGAAACCAAACUGUUAUGCCUUUUUAAAAAAAUACUCACAUUAGGCACGUGUCAAGGAACAGUAACCAUGAACAAAUCUCAAUUCAAGUGCAAUUUUCAUUUCAAUGAGAGGAGCACAUUCUUAAAUCUUUUCUCAUGAAAUCAAUGGAAUUCACAUACACACGUCUGGUCCUCAUAUAGCCCUCAAAAAGAAACCUAUUUUUUUCCAGCAGUUUUUUGUUUGUUUAUUUGUUUGUUUCAUUCUGGAGGUUAUAUUUUGUAAUGAGUUCAGGGUAGAAAUAAUUUUUGACUAACUAAAUGUUAAAUGUAAGUUUUUGAAAGGUUUUGAAAUUAACUUCCAAGUUGUUAAUUUAGAGAUACGUUUUCUUAAUUGACUCACAUAUAAAUACUAUUAGGAUUUCAUGUAGGCUAAGUGUUCAGAUACAGUUUGUCUGACCUGACGUACCAUGUAUUUUUUAUCAUUACAAUUAAAUAUUAUGAAAGAAGAGUAUAUGUGAACACAGGCAUAUGUUCAGCAAUAAUCAUUAUUUAAAUAAGAAAUUAUUUAGAUCUUUAUAUUUUUAAACCUUUCUAUAAAGUAGAUUAAUAUAUUGUAAUUAAAAUGGUUAUACCUUCUGCUUGUACAUUUCGAUUUGUGGAUGGAAUUAUUAUUUGAUGCUGAAACACUGGAAUCAUUUAGUAUCAGAUUCAAAUUCCUGUAAUUUCUUUUAAACAGAACUUGGCAUGCAUGGGAUUUCCUGUUAUUUGCAUAAAAUAUUCCCAUACUCAGCAGCUGGAUCUGGAUUUUUGUGUUUAGAAGAUGUAGUUGUGGAGGACAGAUGUGGGGGACAGGGACAUUUAGAGGAAUCUGGGAUCCUAUAAUGUAUAGACUUCCAUAUAGAUAGAUAGAUAGAUAGAUAGAUAGAUAGAUAGAUAGAUAGAUAGAUAGAUAGAUAGAUAGAUAGAUAGAUAGAUAGAUAGAUAGAUAGAUAGAUAGAUAGAUAGAUAGAUCGAUCGAUCUUUGGUUAUUCGGGUUUUCUCCCGCGUAAAAUUGGAAGUGUCUUGGCGACGUUUCGACGAAGUCUCAUUCGUCAUCUUCAGGCUUCAGCUUCGUGCUUCUGGGAGCAAUGUGUGACUGCAGCUGUUUCUUCCUUUUUAACUGCUAGUUAUAUAUAUAUAUAUAAUCAAGCUGUUAAUUUCUCAAAAUGAUGAUUCUGUUGACUAGCUAAUUGUAUUUAGUGGGUGACUAGGUGACAGUUAGCCAAGGGAAAUAAAUUUAGGUACUGUAGAGAACAAAAUGAUUUCUGUUGAGGACACCCUGAUAGACAGAAAGGCAGAGAAUGAAGUUUAAAUCAAUCAUGGUACAGGUAGUCCUGUGAGCUCAAAAUUUUUGUUGCUAAGUGAGGCAGUUAAGUGAAUCUUGUCCUGUUUUACAUCUUUUCUUGCCAUAGUUAACUGAAUCACUGCCGUUAUUAAGUGAAUCGGGCUUCCCUGUUGACUUUGCUUCCCAGGUUACAAAAGGUGAUCACAUGACUCUGGGAUACUGCAACUCUCACAAAUAUGAGCCAGUUGCCAAGUACACGAAUUUUGAUCACAUGAGCAUGGCGAUGCAAGUUUUAAAUGUGAAAAAUGGUCAAAAGUCACUUUUUAGUGCUGUUGUAGCUUCAAAUAGUCACUAAACAAAUGGUUGUAAAUUGAGGAUUACCUGUAGACAGCUCUCGACUUACAACCAUUUAUUUAAACCAUAAAUUCAGGCACUUGGCAACUGGCAUGUAUUUAUAAAAGUUGUGCUGUUCUGAGGCCAGAUUCACUUAAUGACUGCAUGAUUCACUUAACAACUGCAAUGAUUGCUUAACUGUGACUAAAAGGUCAUAAAUUGGAGCAGAACUCACUUAACUACCUUGCUUAGUAACAGAAAUUUUGGCUUCAGUUGUGGUCAUAAGUCAAGGACUACCUUUAUUUUGAACUUUAUUGGUAACUUUGGAAGCCAUGGCUGUUAUGCCUUCUCUUUGUAUCUUGCUGCAGAAGAAUAUACAUGUGAUAUAUUAUAUACAAAGUUUCAUGUAAUCUUAAAAAGCGUUUCUAAAACCAUUUAAGUGUGUAAAUCAGAGCAGUGGAAUUAUCUUGUAACAUCACCAUUCCAAAUUUCACCCUUCUCUCAUGUACUUUUUUUUUUAGAAAUAGCCCAAUCUGUUUUGCAAAUGGAAAAAUAACCUUUAUUUUUCCCUUAAA